Molecule: messenger RNA, 7463 nt
Organism: Cephus cinctus (wheat stem sawfly)
Lineage: Eukaryota; Metazoa; Arthropoda; Insecta; Hymenoptera; Cephidae
Product: probable serine/threonine-protein kinase mkcC
Exons: 7
Coding region: 125-4945 (1606 amino acids)
Biological process (GO): protein phosphorylation
Molecular function (GO): ATP binding; protein serine/threonine kinase activity
Source: RefSeq, a predicted model, not a curated record
GCUGGCUUAAACUCAGUCGGUCUUGGCUCCCUGAACCGUGAGAACGUUUUUCGCACCUGAGUUACCUACAAUUGUUCGAUAUUGUUUUACAAGUCGGAAAAGAAAAUCUUGAGAAACACCCGCGAUGCCUUUCUACGGUGACGGGGGCCCAUAUUAUUAUGGGUCCUCGUUCGCGAAUCAUAGUUCCUUGAUGACAGGCACUGCUCGAAGCCUUCAUACUCCGCUUUCGUCAAGAUAUGCACCUCAUCUGUCAACGAUCGCGGAAUCGCCGUUGAGCAAUCUCCGUCGCUACUCGCCAGCCACGAUUGCUUGUCGACCAAAACGAAUCGACACAGCCGACAUCGAUGUCUCGACGCCCAGGACUUUAUCCGAGGAUCAUGGUCGGAACAAGAGUAAACUUCGUCGGAACAGACCUACUAUCAGGAUAAGGUCAAGGGCGUUGAAGGAUAAUCCAGCCUUGAGAGAACUCAAUGAGAAACAUGAAAAAACCGUCGGAGAACUCCUUGUAGAGAAGUUUUUGAUUAAGGAUAAGAAAACUGAAAGAUAUGAUCCGAAAACUAGACUGUAUCGUCAGGUCAGCCUCGAUACGGAUCCCAAUGAGGCGCAGGCCACACGUAGAAGAGUUACACGUAGGUUUACCAGGAGGAAAUCUUCCGCGGAUUUACCUAUUGAUCCUGAUGUUAUCGAGAGAGAGGUUGCACUUGUUCAGGCUCAGACUGAAGCUUUGGACACUCUUGUGGCUGAGGCUCAGGCUGAAUUCGAGGUUGCGACCAGGCGAGGUACUGUCGUUAAGAAAAGUUCCUCCAGGGGUCUCAUCCAUGUGCCUAAUCUCAAGGAAAACGAUAUCGACAUUUCACAGGAAGAUGAUGAAUCCGCUAAGCAGAAAAAGGUCGCUAAGAAAGUUAGGAAGAAGAAGAAACAAAUUGAGAAGCCUUCGCCAACGGGGAAUGAGGAGAAAAUGAGAAUACGUAAAUCCAAGACUGAGGGAGAUAUUACUCAGGAAAUGGAUGGGAAUGAUGAUGAUGAUUCUGGAAAAAUGAGAAUGAAACAGUUUAAAAUCGAGGCUUGUAACAGCGUUGGCGAUUUUUCGACUUUGUGGAUAAAAGCAGCUCCUGAUACCGAUCAAUCUUAUAAGAGUAUUGAACAAUUUCGCGAAAGUGUGAAAUUGCCUGCACCUACAAGAACUAAUGGGAAAAUCGAACGGAUCGAGCCAGAUAAUUUCUUAGAGGAAGGAAAUGAAACGGUGAUUUUACCUAUUAAAAAGAAAUAUAUGAAAGAUACAUCGAGGAAUAGUGUUUGUUUGACACUUCGGCAAGUCUCGCGAGACAAGCCGAAAAUAAUACAGAGUGAAGUAGUUGAGAAAUUCGAAAAGAACGAGGAUAAUGGGAAGUUCGGAGAAGUUGAAAAAUCAAAAACGGCUGAAAGUUUGUCGGAGGAUUCUGAUAAAGUAAAUUUAGAGAUAAAGAAUAUUGUUUAUUCAAUAAAGACAUUACCAAAUCCAUUAGAUCUGAAUUUGAAUGAGAACGAUCCUGCUGAUUCUAUAAAAAUACAAACAGAGAAUGCAAAACCAAUUGAUAAGAACUUGGAAACGAAUAAUAAACCACCAUCAUUAAAUAUUCACGAUAUAGAAAAGCAUAUCAUGUCUGAUCGUAAUGACACGAACAGUGUGGAAUUGCAAAAAAUCAAUUCCAAUGAAACCACUCCCUUGUCAACACCAAAGAAUAAACUGGAGAAAAACGAUUCUGCAGAUUCACCAACGGUCACAUCAUCAAAGAACUCUGAAAUUUCAAAAAUAUCAAAAAUAAAUAUGGCCUUUGUAAACCCUCCACUGUCGCCGAAACUCAAAUUGCCCAAAGAUAUUAAAUUUCCGAAAAUCCAGAAAAACUCAUUGGAGAAAAGUAAUUCGUUAGAGUCGCCAAACAUACCUCAUGCCAAUGUUUCCCUGAAGAAGGUAUCGAAGAGCUUAGACAAAAGUGACUCCAUGGAUAGUACAGAAACUAAAGAAGUCACGCCAUCUGAAAUUCUCAGCAAUGAGUCGAAAAAGACUAAUGAUACAGAGUCGGCAAAGCCUCAAGUAAGAGACGUCGCAUUGCCAAAAGCGCAAAAAAGUAAUUCAGGCAUAAAUAACAUAGCGCUACUUGACAUGUCCGCGAAAAUUGAAGAGGCUCCAAAUCGUGUCAAGCACGAAGAACAUCUUCCGGAGGUGAAAACAAAAGUGUUGGGAGCAUCUUUAACAAAUGAAAAUGAAGAGAAGCUGAGUUCCUCAUUGCAAAGCAAAAAAGUAAAAGAACCGUCGGAUAAGAUGGAUACUGAAAAACUCUUGAAACCAUUAGAAUCCACAAAUACAUCUCAAACGAGUAAUAAAAUAGAGGAAAAUAAUGCUGAAGGAACUGACACUGUUUCAAUGACAAGGCCUGCUACGUUAGAAUUAAAUAAACCAAAGAAACCACAGACGUCAGAUGCUGAAGUCAAUUCUUGGGGAGAAAUUGGUAAAAAGGAUAAUUUGAUAUUAAAUAAAUCAUCAGCUCCUCGAGACAAAAAUGCGACUAGCGAAUCAAAACUGUUUACGGAGACUGAUAAGCUGCAAAAGAGCUUGAAUACAGGAACGCUGAAAAUAUCUCCAGAAUCUAAUGACGCAAUGGCGGUAUUUGUGAAUUCAAAAGAAACAAAAAUAAAUGUGUCCCAAGACGAUACAAAGAAAGAGACUGAUUAUAAAGUAAAUUCUGUACAAAAUGAAAAAGUAUUUCCUACAACCAAUAAUCCCACAAUGCCAUUGCAAGAUUUUAAUGACAAGAUUAAAGAAAAAGACACACCCCAUUUAAUUCAAAAGAAAAAAGACAUGACAGACAAUGCGAAACCAAUAUUAUCUAAAGAUACAACAACAGAGUCAAUACCCCCGCUUAAAGAGUCGCAGGAAGCAAUAAAUAUAGAAAAUGUAGUAGAACCCACGUCAGAACCUGUAGAAUCAGAAUCGAAUGUCUCAAACGUACCUGAAGCUUCAGAGUCGAGUGUCCCAACUCCGAUAUCAGAAUCAUCAGUCCCACUUAUAAACAUAGUAGAGAUACCUGCGACGCCAAAAACCGAGGCUUCAGAGUACAGUGCUGACGAAGAGCCCGGUACUCCUACAAACGAGUGGCCAGAGUCUUCAGAGAACGUGCAAACAAUCUCAAAGUGGGACUGUCAAGAUAAUCUAUCGAAUAUAAUUCAGCAAGAUCAGGAGGACGCUACGCCAGUUCCAUCGAACGAAGCUAGCCUGACGGUGAGUCCAUCCACGAGUCCCCAGUCUUCAAAGAAAAAGCGCGUUAUAAAACACAAACAAUCGACGUCAAAGUCACCCGAAGAGAAAGGUAGCUUGAAAAAACAAGAAUCUAUGGAAAGCCUAAAACCUCCAGGGGCGACGAAUUCUCCAAGAUACUCACCAAGAUCAAGUCCACGAAAUUCUCCUAAUCAACGACCCCUCGAUCUUAGAAAAAUGUUCUACACGACUCCUACGCCAUUAUUAACCGCCACCCCAAGAGAUCUGUCAAAAGUUCGAAGAGCGAAGGUCAAGAGGAAGGCUCACGUCACCAGGACACCAUCCGCGAGUAGCGACAGUGCUGAAAGUACUAGAAGCAAUCGUAGUACGUCUACUACCGAAAGCACCGAGGACACAAACUCGACCUGUACCGAGGUUGAGGACGACAACGAGCAGAAGAGAAUGGCCUCCACCCAUAGCAAUGAUUCUGGCUUUGACAGCUCGCCAAGACUCUCGAAUUGCGACAUGGCCUGCCACAAGAAAUGUGCAAAACUCACGGGGAAUCUUUGCGGGCUUAAUCAAAAGCUCGUUGCGGAAGCUUUACAAGCGCUAAAGAGAGCUCCCUCACAAUCAUCUGACAAUCAGCGCAACUCUGAAGGACCCGAUCAUUUCAGCAGUGGUCGAAUCACACCGCCGGCUACGAAUCUUCCACGAUUCAAGAAAUAUGCUGUAAAUGACUUCAAUUUCCUAAAAGUGCUGGGCAAAGGCAGUUUUGGCAAAGUCCUCCUGGCCGAAUUACGGGGCACUGAUUGCGUCUAUGCCGUCAAGUGUCUGAAGAAGGACGUCGUCCUCGAGGAUGAUGAUGUUGAGUGCACUCUCAUCGAGAGAAAAGUACUGACCCUCGCAACCAGGCAUCCUUAUCUAUGUCAUUUAUUCUGCACCUUCCAAACCGAUUCGCACCUCUUCUUCGUCAUGGAAUAUCUCAACGGUGGCGACCUCAUGUUCCAUAUUCAAAAAUCUGGCAGAUUUCCCGAACCCCGUGCACGAUUCUACGCGGCAGAGAUCUGGUCUGGACUAAAUUUCUUACACAAAAAGGGUAUCGUCUACAGGGAUUUGAAGCUGGAUAAUGUUCUACUUGACUUCGAUGGCCAUAUUAGAAUUGCAGACUUUGGCAUGUGCAAACUUCAGAUUUUCCUCGAUCGAACGGCCGACACGUUUUGCGGCACUCCUGACUAUAUGGCACCUGAGAUAAUCAAAGGUCUCAAAUACAACCAGUCUGUGGAUUGGUGGUCCUUCGGAGUUCUCCUCUACGAGAUGCUCACUGGACAGUCACCAUUCUCUGGCUGCGAUGAGGAUGAGCUAUUCUGGAGUAUAUGCAAUGAACGACCUUUUAUUCCACGAUAUCUUACCCAGGAAGCGACAGAUAUAUUAGUUUGCUUAUUAGAAAAAGAUUCUGGCAAGCGACUUCCAGGUCAUGAAAUUGCAGUUCAUCCCUUCUUCCAGGGUUUACCAUGGGACAGAUUAGAGAGGCGACAACUGGAACCACCCUUUAAGCCAGCACUGGAGCAUACCCUGGACACGAGAUACUUCGACACGGCUUUCACGGCUGAACGACCACGUCUAAGUCCUGUUCCUGAACAAAUUCUCAGCUCCAUGGAUCAGGGUGUCUUUAGAGGAUUCUCUUACACAAAUCCGAAUGCGACCGACUGAUUCGAAUUCGUCCAAUAGAGGAUAGCGUUCCUAUUUCUUAUAGAUGGGACACCUCAAUGACAAUAAGGGUCCCUUGUCAAAAGAUGUCGUCGCGGUUCGUCCAAAAGAAUGACGAGUUUUACUGCGAUAUUGUGAAAAGUCGGAUAUCCCGACUAAUUUAAUUGGCCAUAAUGUCGAAUUAAAAACGACAGGAAGUUGGGCUGAGUUAUAAUCAUGAAAGACGCGGUCGUUACACUGAGGCAUAGCAGAGAUUUCUUCUUUUUUUUUUUCAUAGGGAAGACUCACUGCACCCGGGACACGUGUAUGUGUAUAAUCGUGUCUAUUUCAAGAAACUCGUGUUCCUCCUAGAUUGUAGCAACGUUCGCGUAGUUGCUACAUGAAACUGUCGAAAGUCCUACGAGAAAUCUUGAAAGGAUUUACUCGAAUGGUAAUAGGACCCCACGAAGUACGUUCUCUAGUAUCUAUAGUAUCUCUUGUAUACCCACUUUAAAUGUAAACGGUAUCGGUACAAUUUUUACUCAGUUCUCCACGGGAGUUGAAUACGUGGAAAAUUUGCAGGAUAAUUUAUUUAUAAGAGAACUAUAGAAGCUCAGGAAAUCUCGAAUACAUGAAUAUCGGAUUUUCGUUAGAUACUGGUGACUCUCGUCUACUAUAACGAGAAGUUCUUAGCAGUUACACGGGUUUGAAUAUUAUUAUUCGAGAUUGCUCAUUUAUCUUACUCUCAAAUUAUGUAGUUUGCUAUUAGGCAUUUUUUUUUAUUGGAACGCCAAGAAAGAAUUGUUAUCGAUAUGAAUACUGAAGCGGAUGUCAUAGUUACCGAAAUGAAAAAAGUUUAUCUAGCUGCGUAUGCUAAUGUCGUUAAAGAGACGUAAAGGGGUAAGAAGACAUAGCUGAGCAUAAUUACCCUCCACUUGUGUUUUUCAUCUCAUCCUCGGGUUACCGUAGCCGCCAGGUUAUUAAUACCUUGAAGUGUCUUAUUAUUAUGGCCGCGAUAGAUAAAGUUCGAGUGUUUUCCCCAAGUAAAGUCUCCCCUCUUGGCCCGUGGUGAGCGUGCGCUAACUUUAGACCCUCGCGGAAUUGGCAAACCGUUUCGCGUCCAUAUGCCAACCGGGAAGCGAUGAGUUAUCACGCAUAGAAUUACCAGUAGUAUGGAUCUAUCGACAUUCAUAAUGUAUAAAAUUUCCAGGAAAAUCAAUGAAAUUUAUUAUACAAUGAUAAUGAGUAUAAUAUCUUAUGACAGAAGCACGUCUCACGCUUCAGACACACAUAGUUGACUCGCCGUUACGGUUGGCAAUCAAGCAACCGUGUUAAUCGAAUUAAUUAAAGUCUCUUAGUCUCAUUCAGUCGUUGGUAGACGUAGAAGGCCUAAUGAGCGUUCCGCGAAGGGUUUAAAAAAGCAGCCAGUACGCGACUAGUAGCCAAGCAGUUCCUGUCGACGCUCGACCCGAAAUUAAGGAAGAGCCAAUAAGACACCGCGAGAAGAGUGUUGGGAAAAUUUCGAAAUUGCAACUCUAUUUCUAGUGCUCUCUUCUCAUCUUUCUCUCUCUCUAUCUCUCUCUUUAUUUGUCGCUUUCUUUAUGUGUCUUCAUCUUUUUCCCGCUCCUUGGUAUCUCACAAAAGACCGUCCCUGGUUGAGAGUCUGUACCCGACUGUUCAAAGUGCCAGGUUAAAAUCUCGAGGAGAUAAAUACAAAGGGGAAAAAGAGAGAGAGAGAGAGAGAGUGUAUGUGUGUACUGGAGAGAUGAUAAAAAGAAACGAAAGAAAAAAGGGAUAUUGAGGGUUCAAUGGAGUUCACGUGUACCCGGGUGAAUCGCGAUUUUCAGUAUAAAUAAUAUCAUUGAAUGGAGUAUGAAUAUUCGCGUUCAACAUGUACAAAUGGACACAACUGUGUUUUUCAUCAUCCUUACUUAGAAACUGGAAGAUCAGAUGUUAAUGAGAAGUACAGACUUAUUUGAUACCGCGGCGACUGCGGGGCGUCUACAGGGCCGCACGUGUAAAUUGUGAGAGAGGAAAAGUGAGGGUGUCGAUAUAUAAAUAGAUUUCAGUGUCUGUCUUAGAUGCGGCCCUAUUGAAGUUAUUUUUGAACCCAUCGCGAGUUGUUACAGUCCUCCGCUCAGUUCUAAGGAGUUUUGCCUCGCAAGAACGUGCUCGCGGGACUAAAUAAUCAGGAUAAAACAAAGGUGUAAGGGAAAGCCGGUUCCCAAUCGAAACUACCGCCGCGACGAUACCUUUAGUUUUUACGCGAUAACAUCCGCGUACUUUGUGAUUUUCGUCGUUUCUUCUCUUGACUCCUUCUCCUUCCUUCCCUCUCACAUUAAUUUUCUUCCGUUUUUUCUUCUCCCUCAUUUUUUACGAGGUAUUUUGAUACGAUGUAUCCUCGUGUUAUGUACAUAUUUUGAUAAAGAUGUAACGUUAGCGUAUAGCUAAGUCGAUUUUCUCGCUAGUCAUUUUUAAGUAAGUGCUUUUUAACGGAUAACGAAUGUAAAUUGUUGUACAAAAUAAACUCGAAUGCGCACAA